GGUCUGUGGCUAGAGCGCCAUUUCUUCCGCAGGAAGCGGAAGGGCGAUAGGGUAGGCGGCUCUUUGUCGAAGCUAGAGGACCGGCAGGCGGCAGCAGCAACUACGGCGGCGGCGGCAGAACCCAGCAGUGAUGUGGAGGUGGAGACCCACAGGAGCCCCGGACUUCACCUGAGCUACCUCAGUGGUCACCAAGGGUGGCAAGAAAAAGAAGAAAGCCCUGAGUUGGGGGGGACCAGGAUGCCUGACCGGGACAGCUAUGCCAACGGCACUGGGAGCAACAGUGGAGGCCCUGGAGGCGGUGGCAGUGAGGAGGCCAGUGGGGCAGGGGCGGGCAGUGGCGGGGCCAGCUCAGAUGCCAUCUGUAGAGACUUCCUGAGGAACGUGUGCAAGCGAGGCAAGCGUUGCCGCUAUCGCCAUCCAGACAUGAGUGAGGUAUCCAACUUGGGGGUGAGCAAAAAUGAGUUCAUCUUCUGCCAUGACUUCCAGAACAAGGAGUGUAGCCGCCCUAACUGCCGAUUCAUCCAUGGCUCCAAGGAAGAUGAGGAUGGUUAUAAGAAGACAGGAGAGCUUCCCCCUCGGCUGAGGCAGAAAGUGGCAGCCGGCCUGGGCCUUUCACCAGCUGACCUGCCCAAUGGCAAGGAGGAGGUCCCUAUCUGCCGCGACUUUCUCAAGGGUGACUGCCAGAGAGGAGCCAAGUGCAAGUUCCGCCACUUGCAACGGGAUUUUGAGUUUGAUGCUCGGGGUGGAGGUGGCAGUGGUGGUGGCGGCUCAACAGGCCCUGUCCCCCCGGGACGACGUCAUGACCUCUAUGAUAUCUACGACCUCCCUGACAGGGGCUUUGAGGACCAUGAGCCAGGCCCCAAGCGCCGGCGAGGUGGAUGCUGCCCCCCAGAUGGCCCGCAUUUUGAAUCCUAUGAAUAUAGCCUGGCUCCACCCCGAGGGGUGGAGUGCAGACUGCUGGAGGAGGAGAAUGCCAUGCUCAGGAAGCGGGUGGAGGAGCUAAAGAAGCAGGUCAGCAACCUGCUGGCCACCAAUGAGGUACUGCUGGAACAAAAUGCCCAGUUCCGCAAUCAGGCCAAGGUCAUGACCCUGAGCUCUACUGCACCAGCGACGGAGCAGACUCUGGCCCCCACCGUGGGCACUGUCGCCACUUUUAACCAUGGCAUUGCCCAGACUCACACUACUCUCAGCAGCCAGGCUCUACAGCCUCGCCCCGUAUCCCAGCAAGAACUGGUGGCCCCCACUGGAGCUCCGGCUGCUCCCCCAACUAAUGCUGCACCUCCUGCUGCUCCACCACCCCCACCCCCACACUUGAACCCAGAGAUCACGCCAUUGUCAGCGGCUCUGGCUCAAACAAUUGCCCAGGGCAUGGCACCCCCACCUGUCUCCAUGGCUCCCGUGGCUGUAUCUGUGGCUCCUGUGGCCCCUGUGGCUGUAUCGAUGGCCCAGCCUUUGGCAGGAAUCACAAUGAGCCACACCACCACUCCCAUGGUGACUUACCCCAUCGCUUCCCAGAGCAUGCGUAUCACAGCCAUGCCACACUGAGGGGGCUAUGGACACUCCCCUGGUAUAGCCUCCCAGGGCUGGGGUCGAGGGGCCCUUACCCGCUCGCCUAGCCCUCCCAGGCCCUGUCUAAAGGGCUCACUCAAGAACUAGGAUGAGAGACUACCAGGAGUUUGCUUCUGAGAAGGGGUUGGGCUGGUCUGUUCUCUCUCACCUCCCUUUUAUGAGGGUCCUCUUGUCCAUCUUCCUUCAAGCCUCACAGAGGGGGCUUGCAUAGGAGUGCAGACUGAAGCCAGCAGAGAGGAAGGACUGACCGAGGGGCUGUAUGUCCCCUCAUGGGAAGACGGGGACAUCCUGGUCUUGUCCUCUCUUCUGUAUAGCACAGGUUCCAGCACUGGCUUUGUAAGAAAAAAAAAUACCCUGCCUAGAGGGAAAGCCAGGAAAGAUUGGGAAGCGGGUGGCCAGGAGAGAAGGCCUGAUAGGAGCCUUCAGACAAUUGGGGGCCUAGUGGAGUUGGACAAUACAGGAACUGUUCCUGGGCCCAUGGGAAGGUGGGGACCAUAGUACUCCAGCCCAAAGACGAGGGGAGCGUUCAUUACCUUGGCUUGGCCUGGAAAUCCAUAGGGCAGGGCCCACCACUUUCCAAAGAAAUAAAAAAAGAAUUAUUUUUAACAAAUGGAGGCAGUGAAACUUGCUUAGAUAUUCUGUGUGGAAGAGGGGAGCAGUAAAUAGAUCUCAUGCCAAAAUGGGAUAAAGACCCACCCUCACAUGGCUUGGAUAAGGUUGGGCUGAGGCCACGUGUGAAGGGUAGGGACCCAGAACAAGACCAGAUGGGGCUUUGUGGGGUAAAAGCAUUGGAGCCACCUAGUCUAGUUUAAAAAGAGUCCCAUCUGUUCUGGUUUCUAUCUGCAUGUACUAUUCCCAGGAUACCUUAGUAACCAGGGCUCCUGGGGUCAUUUAGGGGGGCAGGUACUAAGGAGGGGUGGCUGUGCUGGGAAAUGGGAAUGGGAUAUAUAUUGACAGAUCCUUCCCUUAUUCAAACAGUAGGGCAGGUGGCAGUUGCUCUCUGAGUUGUUGAUGUCAGUUAAUAUCCCUCUUACCCCAUGCCUUCCUCAGUUACAAUGCCUUAAGCCUUCAAGGCUUGGGAGGUGCUGGGAAAAGGAAAGUUCUUCUGGGGACACGAGCCGCAGUGUUCAUCUCUUUCCUCUGCCUCCAAAUAGAACCACAGAGGUUUUAAAUCCAUUUAAGAGUCAGUAAGGCCAGGGGCCCCCAGAGCCAAACCUCAGUUCCUCCUCAGCUCAUGGUUGAUGUAGGGGAAACAACUCAGGUGUAUGACGGGACAGUGGAUUUGGGGUAGAGAAAGUGAUUCUGAGUUGUGCUUCCCCCAUCAUAUCUCCUGCUACCUCUUGCUUUCUUGUCUGGUUGAUCACUCAGGUUACACCUGGGAUUGGAGAUGGUGGGCUAAGUCAAGGCUGGUCAUAAAAAAGAAAAAGAAAUGGCCUAUAGACUAAAAGUGGGCAAAUACUGAAAUACUGUUUGUGGACUUUAGAAACCACACAUUGAUAAGCUUAAUGUUGAUUUUUCUGGCACAAUUCUGGCUUAUUAAAAGAGAUGGUUUAUAAGCAUUUAGAGACAAAUGUGAUCAUAGAUACCAACAUGAGUUCAUCCCAGCCAAAUCCUGACUGUUUUUGCUGAGUAUCCCUAAAGGGGUAGAUUUGGGAAACUGCAGACAUUGUAUGUUCCUUAUUAACAUACGCCAGCUAAAGGCCGCCAGGAAUACACCUGUAGUCGAACAAGCUGGGUUUAAUGCUCACUGCAGUGGUGGAGAAAACCUGGUGCAUGGGAUCCAUGGUGUGUCCUAGCAAGGGGGCAUUAGAAAGGACUAUCAGGACUUGGACUUUGGUUAAGUGAUUUGGGGGAAGGUUCAAGGAAGUGGGGCUUGACUCUGGAUUGGGUGGUGUCAGGGAAGCAGGGACACUUCUGUGACUGGGUAUCUUUUAUCUAGGAAAAAGGCAGACAGAGUGAAGCUGAAAUUGGUGACAAAGCAGCAGUCACUCAUUAGCUGGGAGAGGGGGAUGGUUGCUAUUUCAUGAUUUGCACACCGACCAUAUUUCGUGUUUAAACAAAAUUGUGAAGUGUGAUCUUGUUUUCUGCCUCACUUCAUCACAGUCACUGAUGCCCUUGUGUGAUGUUGUUUUGUGAGAUUGUGUCCAGUAGGAGAACACCAUUUCCCAGCCGUGAGCUCAGCUCAGCCCCUAGCAGACCCGAAGCCCCGCCGUGCCAGGCCAGUUCCCAGAUGGCAGGGCUGCUAUCCUGCUUCUCACCUGCUCAGUCAUUGCGGAUAAGACAGUAAUCACAGCUCAGUUAAUAGUCGAGUUUGGUGGGUCAAAACCCAACAUCUGUGCCUAGUAAAUGUUGAUUAGUGCGUUUUGUUAGAGAAACCUCUAGUCUCUAGUGAUAUACCCAAGGGCUACGUUCUGUUUAAAAAAAAGAAAAUAAAAACUUGUAUAAAAAUAUGAAAA
This is a messenger RNA of Mirounga angustirostris (Northern elephant seal), 4025 nucleotides long. It is a transcript of the gene ZC3H10, whose product is annotated as zinc finger CCCH-type containing 10. Lineage: Eukaryota; Metazoa; Chordata; Mammalia; Carnivora; Phocidae. The transcript is spliced from 3 exons. Gene Ontology annotation, biological process: regulation of RNA splicing. The record is from RefSeq and is a predicted model, not a curated record. Gene Ontology annotation, molecular function: RNA binding; metal ion binding. Bases 238 to 1545 code for a protein of 435 amino acids.